UUACGUGUUUGUCACCGACCGAGAGAGAGAGAGAGUGAACUUAUUCCCAAGCUCUGCUGCCCUCUCAUCCCAGUCCUUCUGAGCUUUUCAGGGAUAAAGCACAUGGGAAACUGAGUAAUCGGAGAUAGACGAGUGUGGGAAAGAACGAGAAACACACGAGACUGCAUCAUUCCUCAGCAGGGAGACGAAGAGAAAAAAAACACCCAGCGCACAUCUGGAGGAGACAAGAGGAGGAAGGGACGAGCAGAGCCGCAGAAGAACGGAGUGAUUUAACGAAAGCGUGUGUGUUUAUGUGAUGGCCUUGGAGGUCCCGUGUCCAGCCUUACGAGAAGCAGUGACCCCCGACUUCGAGGAAGAGGGUUAGAGACUGCCAUCACCCCAACGUCCCUCAAGACACAAGAAUGAGUGGCGAUGUCCUCUAGCUAACCUCUCACACCGUUCAUCGUGCACUAGUGGACGUCGGGUGUAUGGCCGCGCGCAGGCUGGUGGCAGUGGCCUCGGCGGUGGCCCUGCUGUCUCUGGUGCUUAACAACAUUGCCACGUUCAGCUCCAGCUGGGUGCUGCAGGCGCUGGAGGACAGACGGCGGAGGAGCGUGGGGCUCUGGAGAGUGUGUACGCACGAGGACACACACACUCACGAGCCCACAGUCUGCCAGAGACUCAGCUGGGGGUCGGAGCUCGCAGGGUAUCAGGAGUCACGCAGCACUGUCAAACUUCAGUUUGACAUGAUGCGGGCAUGUAACCUGAUGGCUACGGUGGCUCUGACCGUGGGUCAGCUAAUCUUCCUGUUUGGGUUACUGGAGAUAACCCACAUUACCCAGGAUUCUCAGUGGUGGGAGGAAGCCAUCGCUGCCCUGUUCCAGUUAGCCAGUUUUGUGCUGGUGAUCGGUCUGGUGACGUUCUACAGGAUCGGCCCCUACACUCACCUGUCACACGCCUGCUAUGCUAACAUCGCUGCUUGCCUGUUUGCCACGCUAGCGGCCGCCAUGCUAAUCUGGAAUAUUCUGCAUCGGCGUGAUGACUGCAUGUCUCCGUCGGUCAUCGUCAUCAGCCGAUCUCUGACCACACCCUUCAGGCCGCGUCUAGACAAUGACUACGUAGAGUCACCAUGCUGACACACAAAGACACAUCUCACCUGAGACAAAACACAGACGGACGGACGCAAUACACAUGGAGAGGAUUUCUAUCGUUGCAUCUGAAACUGAUCUCCUGGACUUCAUGCUUAAGGAUGUGAGUGAUCCUGUGACCAGACUGAAUGGAAGACUUUUGAGACUCAUUAAACACAGAGGAAGGACUGUGGAUUAUGAAGAAUAAAACUGACAGAGAAAGAUCAAGCUGGAUCUUGACACGUUUAUAUUCAUAGCUGCACUUAAGAGAAAGUAGAAGCACAUUCUAUGCACAUGUAUCAGUUAUAAUUCUAUGAAACUUCAGAUUUUAAAAGGAGUCCAGGCAUUGAAUAUUGUUCCCAGAUCAAUUGAAUACAGUCCUUUACAGGCCGGCAUGGAAUCUGCUUGUUUAUACAUGUUUUCUGCUAAUUGAGGGGAAAAAAUAUGAAUAGGUUUUAAUAAGAAAAUUUGACAAAAACAUGUCAAAUCACAUUUUACUCUAAAAUACACUACAUUUUAUUUAAUACAGUUUGUCUGUGUGUGUGUGUUUUGCAUAAAGAAAUCAAGUCUAUUUUUAGAAACAUUGCAAUAUUUUGCAUUAUGACAUUACACUUUUUAGAGAGCUUCUUUUUAUUUAUUUUUAUUUUUUAAAUUAAAAUAACCAUAAAACAGUAAAACAAAUAUACAAAACUUAAAACCGUUGAAUAAUGUAAUGAGAACUCUGGGGGGGAAAAUUGCUUAAUUUCCAUAAAAAUGUGCAAUUGUUUAUUAUUAUUAUUAUUAUUAUUAUUAUUAAAAUUCAAUAUGAGAAGGAACAAGAUAGAAAUCAUGGAGAAAUAGUUGUUGAUUUUUCGGUUAUUAUGCUUAAAUACAAAGAACAUUUGCUUAAUUUCUUCAUUCUGUUUAUGAAAAUUAUAAUUAUAAUUGUUUUGUUUUUUUCAUCAUGGAGAGAUAUAUGACAGUCAAAUAUGGUAAAAUGUGUUAAGCAGAGCUGGAAGUAUUAUCAAAUUAAUCCAAAAUAAUCAUUCUAUGAACAUGUGAAGGCAACAAGACGGAUAUUUAGAGGAGCAGAUUCUGUGCAGGUCGUGUCAUUUGGUACCAAAAUUAUUAUAAUGACUAAUGCCUGUGCAUUCAUCUGAUAUGACAUAAUCUACAAGAAGCCCAAUGAGGACAUUCUGCAACAAUUCAGAAGGAGAUGAUCUGAAACGGAUCAUCAUUUUAUGAUAGACUGGAACUAUGUAAGUUCAGUAAACACUAGUCAUUAAUAUUUGCUAACCUGUGCCUGUGGUACCCAUUUAUGAGUAUAAUAUAGAGCUAUAUUAAUUAUAUUAUUAAAAUGUCACAUUUCACUCUGAGCUGGUCUGGUAUAAUACUAUUAAAGAAAUAAACAUUAAGCCAUUAAACACUCAAA
Messenger RNA from Carassius gibelio (silver crucian carp), 2517 nucleotides. Its product is annotated as transmembrane protein 204. Bases 468 to 1115 code for a protein of 215 amino acids. The record is from RefSeq and is a predicted model, not a curated record. Lineage: Eukaryota; Metazoa; Chordata; Actinopteri; Cypriniformes; Cyprinidae. The transcript has 3 exons.